AUGCCGCACAUACCUUACACUAAUUCCCGUCCACCCUACCCUCCUUCUCCAUUCCCAACCCUUAUCCUUUCCGAACCCAACCAUCCUAUUCCAUCACAUUCCAUCCCUUCCCUCCCAUUACUUGUACCUUACACUAAUUUCCGUCCACCCCUCCACCCUCUCUCCCCACUCUAUUUCUCUCUCCCCCACUCUGUUAUUUUUCUCACUCCCUACUCCUCUCUCCACUCCUUUCUCCCACUCUCCCAAAUCCCUUUCCCUCUCUCCCACUCUUUCCCAUUCUCCCCAAUCUCUCCCCACUCCUCUCUUCCAUUCCCUCUCUCACCCCAAUCACACUCUCCCUACUCCUCUCUCCCCACUCUUUCCUCCCUCAAC
Messenger RNA from Saccostrea cuccullata (small rock oyster), 372 nucleotides. RefSeq lists its product as uncharacterized. The transcript has 4 exons. The record is from RefSeq and is a predicted model, not a curated record. Lineage: Eukaryota; Metazoa; Mollusca; Bivalvia; Ostreida; Ostreidae. The annotation marks the transcript as partial.